AUGUCCGCAACCCACUGGGGUUCCCCUACCGCUUCUAAACGUGCUCUGCUCAUCCAUGGUUUGACUAUGUGCUCGCAAACAUGGGAGAGCAUCGCUCAACUAUUAGUAGCAGAAGGAUUCUUCGUCGUCGCGCCCAAUCUUCUCGGACAUGCAUGGAGAAGAGGCACUGAUUAUCGCGUGUCCACCCUCGCAGAGGACCUCCGUCCAUAUUUCGCUAUGGACAUGUCUUACGACGUGAUUAUAGGUCAUUCUCUUGGGGGCGUAGUGACCUUGUCGCUGUUGCCGUUCUUGCCCAAGACGAAAGAAACCACUGUCCUACUUGUCGAUCCACCCCUCGAGCGCGCGGGGGGGACAUUCAAAGAUGAUAAGAACUGGUAUCUGAAGAAGGUUGUAGAUCCCAAAAGUGCUGAUGAGCACAUGGUCGAGAAUCCCGCCUGGUCUCGACGUGACAGUACAUUAAGGGCGCUGGGAGCCUACAUGUGCGAUCGCACUGUCAUCGAGGGGAUCUUUGAGCAUAACACGCCUUGGUCUUUCAGCGGCCUGUUCAAAGACAUCCCACCUCACCUGAAGAUCACUGUGUUGGCAUCGGAUCCGGAGCGAGGUGGUCUUUGUCACUCGGAGCACGUCCCUCCUGAAGUAAAAAUUAAAGUUUUUACUGGAAUUGGUCACUGGAUCCAAUUCGAGUGCACAGAUGCUAUCAUGGCUGAAGUUCCGUUACCUAGAUCAAAGCUUUGA
Molecule: messenger RNA, 735 nt
Organism: Suillus bovinus
Lineage: Eukaryota; Fungi; Basidiomycota; Agaricomycetes; Boletales; Suillaceae
Product: Alpha/Beta hydrolase protein
Exons: 3
Coding region: 1-735 (244 amino acids)
Source: RefSeq, a predicted model, not a curated record